AUGGGCGAGUUUUACUAUGCGGCUAAGGCGUUUGAUGGACUUGAGAAGAUCGAUCCUUCCCCGGAGAACUGGCAAGGGAAGCGAGGUGCGACCAGUGGCUUGUUCAAGAUGUUGGUUCAAGGGAAGGCCACAAAUGAGCAAAUGUCGGAAGUUCUGCACCUGCUCGAUCGUGGAAAUCAUCCUCAAGCAGAUUUCGUGUCAUCAACGAUACGGAGAUGGGCGAAGAAUCACGAAAUUACAUUGGAUUGA
Messenger RNA from Cooperia oncophora, 249 nucleotides. The record is from the annotation of a GenBank genome assembly. NCBI's taxonomy places the organism in Eukaryota, Metazoa, Nematoda, Chromadorea, Rhabditida, Trichostrongylidae.